This is a messenger RNA of Kluyveromyces lactis, 951 nucleotides long. RefSeq names its product GET complex subunit GET2 (gene GET2). Lineage: Eukaryota; Fungi; Ascomycota; Saccharomycetes; Saccharomycetales; Saccharomycetaceae. The record is from RefSeq and is a predicted model, not a curated record. Bases 1 to 951 code for a protein of 316 amino acids. Gene Ontology annotation, biological process: protein insertion into ER membrane; retrograde vesicle-mediated transport, Golgi to endoplasmic reticulum. Gene Ontology annotation, cellular component: GET complex. The transcript has a single exon.
AUGGCUACUGAAUUGUCUGAUGCUGAGAAACGUAAAUUGUUGAGGGAAAGAAGGCAACAGAAGUUUUCCAACGGAGGUGCUUCCAGCAGGUUGAACAAGAUCACUGGUCAACAGCAGAAUAGCUUUUUGUCUUCAACAUCUGUUCUUGAUGAGCCAAAAGUUACUCCGUCAGGUAACAAGAAAUCAUCCAAUGUGAGUGACGAAGAAGUUGAAAAGUCUACCAAAGAGAUUCAAGAUUUACUUUCUAGUAUUCCCGGUAACAAGGACAAUUCUGAAACUGAUGCCGCUGAAACGAAUCCUGAGGUUGCCCUUUUCCAACAGUUGCUUAAGAUGCAACAACAAGGUGGAGGAUUCCAAAAUGGAUCACCAGAUGCCAGUACACCGGACCUUUUCAGUUCUUUGCUAAACAACGAUACGAAUACUACUGCUUCUGCUACACAGAUGCUCCCUAAUUUUGUUGAUGAGAAAGUCUUGAAGUAUUACAAGUUCAAAGUGUCCAAAUUGAAAUCCUACAUCAUUUUAAUAAAAUGGGCUCUUCUUGCACCAUACGUCUACUUUAUCAUGCAUCCCAAUCCCACUGUUCUUCAAGCUUCCAACUUGUUAUCCCAAAUAGUGGAAAGAUCGAACUUCUUCUCCAUCUUUACCGGACUAGAAAUAGUAUUCAUCUCUAUCUACUAUCAAAUGUUGAAGAAACUUCAAAGAGAUAACAAUGUUACGGCCACCCAAAACGCAGGAGGCAUUUUGAAGUAUCUGACAAUGAUACCAGAAGGCAUUUUACCUAUUAGGAACAUUCAAGGAAAGAUCGGUCUUGCAUUAGAGUAUUUUGACGUAGCGUCAAUGUACGUGACAGAUAUAUGCUUUGUUCUUGUGUUAUUCGGUGUCAUGAAAUAUUAUCAUUCGUCAUUCCCUAUUUCAGUUCCAAUAGAACCACCGAUUGCAGGGAUUCAAUAG